This is a messenger RNA of Maniola jurtina (meadow brown), 4315 nucleotides long. It is a transcript of the gene IntS4, whose product is annotated as integrator complex subunit 4. Gene Ontology annotation, biological process: snRNA processing. Bases 134 to 3013 code for a protein of 959 amino acids. NCBI's taxonomy places the organism in Eukaryota, Metazoa, Arthropoda, Insecta, Lepidoptera, Nymphalidae. Gene Ontology annotation, cellular component: integrator complex. The record is from RefSeq and is a predicted model, not a curated record. The transcript is spliced from 16 exons.
GUCAAAUUGUCAAACAAAAUUCAAAACUGAAUUGUACUCAUGUACUACAGUGUACAAAGUUAGGCUAUUUAUUUUAAUUUACGCAAAAACAAUUGUAAUUUUCACAUUCUAAAUAAAAUCCAGAUUUUAUAGAAUGGCAGCUGUUCUAAAAAAACGAGCUUUGGCUGAAUACAACAAAUCAUUCCAGGAUGGUCCGGUAUCAAAAAAGUUGCAUUUAGCUAAAAAGCCACUAAUAGGAAGCUCGGCAGCAGCCUUUGUGGGAUUACUUGAGAAAUGCAAAUCAAGUGAUGAGGCCCUGCAGUUGCUGCUCCGUAUCUCAGAUUGCCUUCAGUUCCAAGAGUCGGAUGUUGAAGAAGCAAUCAAAAAGCUUUCAGAGCAUUUUCAGUCAGAGGAAGAGUCGGUUGUAAGGGUGAAAAUACUGUGGUUGUUUUGUGAUAUUGGGCUAGAGUGCCCUGGAGCAAACCUUAACAACCUGAUUGAUGAAACUAUACAUUUAAUUAAGAAUGAAACUUCACAUAAGGUAAUAGCACAAGGAAUAGCAACAUUAUUGAAACUAGGCAAUAAACUAAGUGAGGACAAAAUCCUCAUGAUGCGGCUAGUCAAUGUGGCUAGAGACAAUUUGAAGGACACCAGCCAUCAAGUGAAAUGCAGGUGUUUGCAGCUCAUGAGUGAACUGUACCCCAUAUGUCCUGAGCCGGAUAGGACCACAGAAAUGAUUGCUGAGGCUGAUGCUAUCAUUAAAUUGCUUGGAGAUUAUAGUAACGCUGAGGAUGCAAGGGUCCGCUGUGAGGCAUUCCAAUCUCUACUCACGUUACAUGAGCGCGGGUUGACGAUCAGCUUUGACUUGUACGACCUAGUGUGCGCUGCUCUGUCAGAUGACUAUGAGAUUGUGAGAGAAGUCGCGCUCAAACUUGUGUGGCUGUUGGGCAGUAAAUAUCCGGAGAACUCGGUGACGUUACAAGACGGCGAAACAACAAUGAGACUUGUGGACGACGCAUUUAUUCGCAUCUGUUCUGCUGUUAAUGACCUGUCCAUGCAAGUGCGCGCGCUGUCUUGUUCCUUGCUCGGAACUACGCGUGCCGUGUCCGAUAGAUUCCUGCUGCAGACGUUGGAUAAACAACUCAUGAGCAACAUGAAGAAAAAGCGCACGGCUCACGAACGAGGCGCAGAGCUGGUUCGCUCGGGUGCCUGGGCGAGCGGGCGGCGCUGGGCAGACGAUGCGCCCGGACAGCUCAUCGAGCAGGCUGCUGUGCAGCUGCUGCCGGGCGGCGCGGCCGGCGCCUUUGUGCAUGGCCUUGAGGAUGAGUUCAUGGAGGUCCGCACGGCCGCCGUGGAAGCAGUAUGUCAGCUUUCAAUGGAGAACACAGUGUUCGCGACUACUUCCUUGGACUUCCUAGUGGACAUGUUCAAUGACGAGAUAGAGGAUGUGCGGCUCAGAGCCAUCGACAGUCUCACGAGGAUAUCACAUCACAUCAUACUGAGGGAGGACCAGUUGGAAAUCAUUUUGGGCGCUUUAGAGGAUUAUUCAAUGGACGUGAGGGAAGGACUACACAGAAUGCUUGGCUCUUGUACGGUCGCAUCAAAGACGUGCCUCGAAAUGUGUAUCGAUAAGAUACUGGAAAAUCUCAAACGAUAUCCACAGGAUAAGCGAUCAACAUUCCGCUGCGUGCAACAAAUGGGCAGCAAGCACGCGACGUUAGUACUGCCGCUCGCCACCCGCCUGCUCGCCGUGCAUCCGUUCUUCGACAUGCCCGAACCGGACGUCGAAGAUCCAGCUUACAUGUGCGUGUUGAUUCUGGUGCUGAACGCGGCUCAGCACUGCACCACAAUGCUGCCUCUGUUCGAGGAGCACACGGUGAAGCACUACACCUACCUGCGCGACACCAUGCCGCACCUGGUACCGCACCUGCCGAUAGGCGGAGCUCAACAAUCUCGCAGCGAAAAAAGCGAGGCAACGAUGGACGACAGCGCGGUGAGGCGGUUCUUUGACACCGUGCUGCAACACAUCGACAAUGUUACCCUGUCCACUACCGUGAGGCUCAAGAUGUUGCAGUCGGCGGAGGAGCAGCUCAACAAGUUAUCGGAAAUGGAGCCUAUGGUGUCUGGUGCGGCGAACUUCACCGCUUUGUUCGCGCGGUGCGUGCUCUCACUGCACACGGCGCUCAACGCGACCAGCGGGCCGCCCGCGCACGCCUUGCAACAACUGACUACUGACUGUCUCAGGCUACAAUACCAAUUCAGCGCUGUAACAGAGCAAGAGAACGCGUGCGUAUGGCAACUCGCGCUACGAGUGUGCGCGGCGAGGCUCAUCGCUGCGGUGGAGAGUGCCACAGUGGCCACCACUGGCACUGGCAACACUGGCAACUCCGCCAGUGCGGCCACGGCUUUAUCCGCCGCCGCCGCCUUGACGCACCACGCCGAACUGCUGGACAGGAUAUUAGCCUCCGCAGGCGUGGAGCCCGACCCGUUCACUAUAGCGGUGUUCCAGCAACUGUCGCAGAGCGGCGAGCACAAGCCGGCCGCGCUGGCGCGCGCCGUGCAGCCGCUGCUGCUGUCGGCGCCGCUGCCCGUCAUCCCCAAGCCCAACCUCAAGAUUCGAAUGUGUUCAGCGAGCAUAAUAGAGCCUGCCACAGAUAACGACACAGUGCUGCGCUUCUGUGCGGGCCUCAUCACCGGCGUGGCGCUAGAGGCGGAAGUGGUCCGAGUGAAAGACCCGUCCGCUCUCAGAGUGCGGGUGGCGUACCCCGACACACGCGUGCACGCGUUAGUGCCGCCGCGCGACCAUCUGCGCCCGCUCGACCAUACCAACACAAAUGACGAUGGCACCGAAAACGUGCGUAUCCUUACCAAAGUCCUAAUAUCGCACAGUGUAUGGACGGAGCCCUGUGGAGUGGACAUAUCUGUGUGCCUCGCGGUGGAAGAAGGCAGCAGUCGAGACGCCGCGCCAUUGAUCGAGCUGUGUCGGCCGGUGCGCGUCACCGUAGCUCCUAAACCCAUCAAACGGGGCAUAUAGGACUUACUAUUUCAUCAUAUGCAAAGAAAGUUGCAGGGAUUUGUAAAGGACAAUUCGUAAAUCACCAAGAAAAAUAACAAUCAGUUAUUUGAAUAUUUUUCUAAAAAAAUCAGUGGUCAAUAUUGUUUGACAAAAAGUCGCCACCUUUCGGCCGUAUGUGUAGCGGCUCUGUGAGUGAAGUUUGUUAUUGGACUUCUUUAACAGCCAGUAGUGAUCUGGAUUGCACUGAAAUGGUUUCUAUGAGUAUAGUGACCAUUUCAGCCUAAUUUAAUGUAUAGUACGCGACAGGUCGAGAUGGCAACCGGGGUGGGGACGCCCCGCCGCUAAUCUAGAGCGGGAUAGCGGUGUGCGGGCAACAGACGGAAACGUUUAAGUGCGGAAACCAGCCCAGAGAGAAGAAAGAAAGAAAGAAGAGGUGUGCGGGGCUUCCCCCCGCCUCAUCUCAGAUUACCGUCUCGACCUGACCUAUGCUACACAUAUACAGGUAAUGAUUAAAUAAAAGAAUAAAGUUAAAACUUUAAAUUAAUGUGUUUUAUUUAGGUAAUAUUAUUUUUACAAAUAAUAAAAAAUAUAACAAUAAUAGUAUUAAUUUAUUUACACACACAACUUCAAAAUGUAGCUUUAUACACUUAACUGGAAUAAAUAAAACUAUACUGGUUACAGCGAUGUAAAUAUAAAUCCAUGUCUUUGACUGGAUAAAAUAACCUCCUACACUUACAUUUUUGUUUUUUUAACACUUUGACUUCUUACCAUUUUUCAUAAAAUCACUUUUGUGACUAGACCCGAUAACUCCAAUGAAUUAUAUAAAACUAGUUCUCUAUUUUUCAAGUAGUAUAGUGCUGGAUUACAUUGCUGUCCAACAAUAGAAUAGUAUGAACCAGCGAUUAUGGAAUUGAAAUAACAUUAGGUAUAUAUAAUUUAGUCACAAGCACAAAAUCAGAGUACAGGUGAAGAUUCACUGAAACUUAUUGUUUAGCUUUAAAACUGUGUCUCCAAAAAAAAAAAAACUUAAUAAUGGUGCUAAUUGCUUGUAAUAUAUAAAAGUUAUUAAUCUAGUUGGCUUAUAUGUUAACUGUAGCUAUAAACAAUUGGUUCAAUGAGCUUAGUUUUAAAAAUGAAGCAAUCCUACUGGUGAGAUAUGAACACAUCUCUCAUUAUAACCCUCUUACAUUACUUCUCUUGAUUGGUGGUUUGUUGUAGUGUCAGCCCAGCAUAAUGCACUUUGCCAAUGUAGAGUAGCUUGAAGGAGGCACUGCUGGAGAGCACAAGCUUUGUGUCACCAAAAUGUUAUUUAAAUAAAUA